Molecule: messenger RNA, 2830 nt
Organism: Thamnophis sirtalis
Lineage: Eukaryota; Metazoa; Chordata; Lepidosauria; Squamata; Natricidae
Source: RefSeq, a predicted model, not a curated record
UUUGAAUAUCAAUCUACUUUGCUGUUAUUUUUUAUAGCAUAGUGUUUGUAUUUUAAACUGCCUGCAUGAAAGCAAGCUCCCUGGAUUUGUUUGUCUUCCAGUUCUAGUGGCUGUGUAUAUGGGUUCCAUUGCAUCUACUGUAGAGACUAAAAACUCAUUUUACGGAUAAAUUUUAUAGCAAUAUGUUUCUGAAAACUAAUCUUUCAAUAUGAAUGAAAUCUUUGUGAAAGAAUUUCUAGCCAAAGCCAAAGAAGAUUUUUUAAGAAAAUGGGAAAGUCCUGCUCAGAAUACUGCUGGGUUAGAUGACUUCGAGAGGCUUAAAACACUUGGAACUGGAUCAUUUGGCAGAGUCAUGUUGGUGAAACACAAAUCUACAGAACAGUAUUAUGCCAUGAAGAUACUGGAUAAACAAAAAGUGGUUAAACUGAAGCAAAUAGAACACACGUUGAAUGAAAAAAGAAUAUUACAAGCAGUGAACUUUCCUUUUCUUGUAAGACUGGAGUAUUCUUUUAAGGACAAUUCCAAUUUAUAUAUGGUUAUGGAAUAUGUUCCUGGAGGGGAAAUGUUCUCACAUUUAAGAAGAAUUGGAAGGUUCAGUGAACCACAUGCACGAUUUUAUGCAGCUCAGAUAGUACUAACAUUUGAGUACCUCCAUUCAUUAGACCUCAUCUACAGAGAUCUAAAACCUGAAAAUCUUUUAAUUGAUCAACAAGGAUAUAUUCAGGUCACAGAUUUCGGGUUUGCAAAAAGAGUAAAAGGAAGAACCUGGACGUUAUGUGGAACUCCAGAAUAUUUGGCACCUGAAAUAAUUCUUAGCAAGGGCUACAAUAAAGCAGUGGAUUGGUGGGCCUUAGGAGUGUUAAUUUAUGAAAUGGCAGCUGGAUAUCCUCCAUUCUUUGCAGAUCAACCAAUCCAGAUUUAUGAAAAAAUUGUUUCUGGAAAGGUACGUUUCCCAUCGCAUUUCAGUUCAGAUCUUAAGGAUCUAUUAAGAAAUUUACUUCAGGUAGAUUUGACCAAGCGGUAUGGAAAUCUCAAGAAUGGAGUAAAUGACAUUAAAAACCACAAAUGGUUUGCCACUACAGAUUGGAUUGCCAUUUACCAGAGAAAGGUAGAAGCUCCAUUCAUACCAAAAUGUCGAGGCCCAGGAGAUACCAGCAACUUUGAUGAUUAUGAAGAAGAAGAUAUCCGUGUUUCUCUAACAGAGAAAUGUGCAAAAGAAUUUGCUGAUUUUUAGUACUUGUUGGAGGAUAAGAGGACAUCAGGGCUCAUAUUGGGGUCUUUGCACUCUGUUAACUCAUGAAGUGGAGCUGAGACCAUCAUAUGUCAAAACAAUUACCUAGUUACUUCAUUCCACAAAGCUGACUGAGGUCUUUAUUGCCAUCUUCCAUGUGUGCAGGUUGCACCAACCCUUAUAACUAGGCACAAUUAAGCAAGCACGGUUUGUGCUGUUACACAGAAUAUAGACCACUUUUCCUAUUUACCUUUUGGUUUCUAUUGUUUCCUUUGUUUUCUGUGUAUUGUUAAUUUCUCCUCUUUUCUCUGACCCACUUUUUAAAAAUGAAGUAGCCUUUUUCUCAAGAAUGCUCCAUUUUAUUUUGAAUAAUGUAUGUGUAUGAAUGAAACUGAAGGUGUUCGGGCUAAAUACAAGUUAGACUGAAGUGGGAGAUAAAUGUUGCUUCUAGUUUGUGCUGGCCAAUCCUUCUGUGUCCAUCUUUGUGCGUGAGGCUACAGUUCAUAGGGGUUCAUUUUAGUGGUUUUUUUUCUCUUUGUUUACUUUGGUAACACAAUCUAAACUUAGCCAACUUCAAUAGCAUUUUGAAAGUAAUAUUUAUCACCAUAUGAGCAAAUGCUAAUUGACUUAAGGAUCUCUUCCUGGAGACUGACCAAACCUAUUUUCAAAAUUGGAAAAAUUGUGUAGGGUACAGUAGCUAGCCCUGUGCCUUGGUUUUUUACAUUGCUGGCAGUUCUUCUCCCUGCCUCAUAGUUUGUGUUAUUUUCCUAGACAGUUAAUAUGCUAAAGCAUACUGUGUCAUAAGUAGCACAGUCUCAGUGAGCAGGAACAAUUCUAUCCAGUCUGGGCUUUGGACCAUAUUUAAUCAUGUUUAGUAACUUGCAUCUAAAGAAUUGACUAUUUAAAUAGGUUUUAAACACCUGAAAGCCCGGAACUUGUAAAAGAUUUGGUCAGUAUUGUUAAGAGACUAGGAGUGAUUUUUAGUAAUGUCAGUGGGGCUCCUGAAGUAUUUCACAUUUCAACCCUUUUUUUAUUGAAGGGGGGGAAGCAUCUUUUUUAUCUCUUUAGCUAUGAGAAUAAAUGGUUUAGCAAAUUGAAAAUUUAGUAUUAAAAUAUUGAUAAGUUGCUAGAUAAACCUGGUAUUUCUGUUAGCUGUGAAAAAUAAAAGAAACAAAUGCCAAGUUUUUAUUCUGGUAUACUAUAUUAGUAAAUUCAAGGAUGGAAUGCUGCUCCAAUCAUGGUUUCUAUCAGCAGCACUUCAUUCAUAUAGAAAAGAGACAACGUUUGAAACUGCCACCAUCUGUGAUGUCUUCAUUUCUAACAUAUUUUCUUUUGGUGAAAUGAAAUUUAUGGUUGCACAAAGAAUUGAUUGGGUUGAAUUAAGUUUCAUAUAAUCUCAUCUACUGACCUGUAUGGAUAUUGCUGCCAUGUGCUUGCUUCCAGCACUUUUUCAGACUUCUGUUUCAGUGUUUAAUGAUCAGUAGCUCAGCAUAUGUCCUUGUGCUUUUAAAUUUAUCCAUGCAGUUUUUAGUUAGGCACUUACUUUCUGAUUUAUCCCAAGAGGGCCUAUCUUAAGAUGGCACAUCAGUACACUUAGAC